Molecule: messenger RNA, 425 nt
Organism: Cutaneotrichosporon oleaginosum
Lineage: Eukaryota; Fungi; Basidiomycota; Tremellomycetes; Trichosporonales; Trichosporonaceae
Source: RefSeq, a predicted model, not a curated record
GACAUGGUGUGGGAAAGUGUUGUCCUCCCACCCCUCACAUCCUCAUUACAAUGGGCAACUUCCUCCACCCCGACCAAGGCGGCGCCGCCGACCGUGACUGCCACGCCGAGGCCAACGCCAUCCAAGCCUGCCUCUCGGCCGAGAAGGACCAAGCCAAGUGCACCGUUGCUGUCAAAGACCUCUACGAGUGCUGCACGGCGAUGUGGCUCACUCACGCCCGUACGGGCAAGGCGCCUGGGGACGUCAAGGACGAUGUUUGCCCCCUGCCGGCGGGGCUGCGAGCAGCCUUCCGGCGCCAGGUGUGACCAUGCACCAGGCCUAACGAGGCGAGGGGGGUUCAAUCAUGCGUGCAACUCGCCCCCUGCCAGCUACUAUGGAAAGUGUGCCUUCACAUGGACAAGGCGUGGAUUCUUAUGCCAGCGACG